AUUGGCAGACAGUCUGCGCUGGAGCAGUACCAGUGUCAGUCGUGAGCGGAGUGUGAGUGUGUGUUUGUGUGUGAAUGUGUGUGAGUGUGUGUGGCAGCAGAAGAUUUCUGAAGAUGCUGGAGAGAUAGCCAAUCUGACGGGAUGGCCGGAAUCAUUAAAAAGCAGAUCCUGAAGCAUCUGUCCAGGUUCACUAAGAACCUCUCCCCAGAUAAGAUCAACCUGAGCACACUGAAGGGAGAGGGUCAGCUGUCCAACCUGGAGCUGGAUGAGGAAGUGCUGCAGAACAUGCUGGAUCUGCCCACCUGGCUGGCCGUCACCCGUGUCUACUGCAACAAGGCUGCUAUACGGAUACAAUGGACAAAGUUGAAGACCAGUCCCAUAUGUUUGUUCCUGGAUAAAGUAGAAGUUGAAAUGAGAACCUGUGAGGAACCGCGGCCCCCAAACGGCCCUUCUCCAAUUGCCAUUACUGCAGGCCAAAGUGAGUAUGGCUUCGCUGAGAAGGUUGUGGAAGGAAUGUCUGUGAUCAUCAACUCAAUCACAAUUAAAGUUCAGGCCCGAGCGUUUCAUGCCUCCUUCGAGCUCUGGCAGCUCCAGGGCUGCAGCCUCAAUCCCAAAUGGCAGAAGACCGACCUUCGUCACACACGCAUUACACAUCCUAAGAGAGGAGAGGUCCUAACGUUCAAGGAGAUCAACUGGCAGAGCUUGCGCAUAGAGGCGGACGCGAUUGAGAGUGACGAACAGGAUCUGGGCAGCACACCGCUGCGCCUCAUUACCAACCAAGGACGUAUACGCAUCGCUCUCAAACGCAGGGUGAAGGACUGUAAUGUCUUGGCCUCUAAGCUGUUCUUUAUACUGGAUGAUCUGCUGUGGGUGCUGACAGACUCUCAGCUCAAGGCCAUUAUCCACUACGCCAAGUCUUUAAGUGAGGCCAUGGAGAAGUCCGCGCAGCAGAGGAAGAGCAUGGCUGCUGAAACACUACAGACUGCUCCUCCCUCUCCUGGGAUCCACUCUCUGUGGACUGAACCUCCUCCACCUGAAGCGGUCGGGACUCACAGCACACUGGCCCAGUAUUUUGACCUCCAUGAUGUUAAAGAAUCAUCCUACCACACUUUCAUCUCCCGUCUUGACCUGCAUAUCUGCAACGACAGCUGUUCAGAUUCUGAUGAAGCUCCGCCUCCAGGCACGCAGGGUGCAAUGCAGCUGACCCUCCGGAAGCUGGGCUGUGAUUACUACCCUUUCCAUAGACCAGGUGAUGGCUGUCGGCACUGGGAGCGUCACUGCGGAGCGAUGGAGUCUCGUGCUCAGUGGGCGGCCAAACUGCUGCAAGAAUUUCAGAGGAGGGUGGAGGAUCUGGGCAUCCCUGGACCUCACACAGAACCAAAUGUGUCUGCUAAAGACUCUCCAGCCAAAAAAGUCAAGGCAGACGGGGAAUCACUGUCCAAUUUCAGUCCUGAACGGACUCAGACCUCACGGCGGACAUCAGCAGCCGCCCCGUCCUCAGGAACCCCACUGAAGAGACUUCGCUCCAGCUGUAUGGUGAUCCGUGUGGACGAUCUGGACAUCCAUCAGGUGUCCACCGGAGGCCGUCACAGCAAGAAAACGCAGUCUCUCCUCUCCUGCAACCGCAAAUCCCUACAUCUUCCAGAAAACACUCCUGCAAUUCACCUUCAGUUCACUGAAUACUACUUCCCUGAUAACCCUGGACUUCCUGUUGUGUUAGUACCCUGCUCUAAUCUUUAUGCCCAGCUGAAUGGUCUGCAGCUGUGUCUAGAUGCUCCAAGCGUCUUGUGGAUGACUCUGUUUUCACGGGGUCUACACAGGACACUAGAUCAGGUCAAAGCCUUUUACCACCUCCAGGACAGCACCAAAGCAGACGAACACAUCGAUAUCCGCCUGGAUGCAACACAGCUGAAGCUGAUCAUUCCUCUGGAAUCCUCCAUUUUGGAUCACCCAGAUCGCCCUCAGUCACUAAGCAUCAGUCUUCCUCAAAUUGUCCUCAGCAACACGCGUCACUCUCCUCACGGCUCCCGUUCGGACCUCAAUAGCAUUUACAACAGCUUCUCCGCCUGUCCUUUCUUCCAUCCCACAGCUUGCCAACCGUUCCCUCGCGAUCAGAGCCUCCUACAUCCCCUGCCAUCAGCAUUCCUUCAACACUUUCUAGAAAACGAGUUCCUAUCAUUAGAGCACAAACGUCCCUCUCGCUCUCAGGAUGUCUGGUCUGUCAGUCUGUCCCGAGUGACUCUAGGCUUUGAGGGGGCUCGUCGAGGGCUCAGAGGGAAAGCCCUUCCCUUCGUGGAGCCCUUUGCCAUGUCUUUGUGGAUGUGCCGCCCUUCUGCCUUCAAAAAAGAUUCUCGUUGUUCAAGCAUAGAUGCCGAUUCAAAAUCUCCCACCGGUUCUAGAAAACAUCCCCUCUUUGACUCACCACAGGGUGUAAAUGACGUCAUAUCUGACAAAGUCAACCAGAACGAGGGUCUAGUCAACUCUCCCUUGGCCUCCAUCCAUAUUUUGGCCCAAUCGAUCACUCCUGUCAAAAUGUGGCUCAACCACUACCAAUUUGUAGCCCUUUUGCGGAUGAAGGACUACCUUGCCCGGCUUGCUGGAGAUUUGACCAAGGACUUCCAGGGUUUGGGACAAUCCAAACAUAAAUCAUCAGAUCCUCCUUCAGUUUGUGUCUCAGUCCUGAUGGAGGCGAUUGAGCUUGCUCUACUGCUUCCUCCUGCAACGUGCGAGCCAGAAGAAGCCAAUUCUCCAGUGGAAACAGACACUCCUAGCUUGACAGACUCUGAUCUCUCGCCAUCACACCAUGCUGGUGAGCCUGGCCUGCUGGAGGACAGUGGGACAGGAGGGAAUGAGAAUCAAGAAGAUGAUGCUGAGCAGGAGGGUUCGGUAGAGGAGGCUUGCGAAGCCAUUGAAGAGGGAAUGGAUGGACAAACGGGGCAGGAUGGUGAAGCUCAGGCCGUUGUUCCUGUCAUGUCUCCUCUGCCAGACAACCCUGCAUUACUGUCCCGGCAUAGCUCCACUUUCAGCUUGGAGGGGGAGCUAUCCAGUGCCCUGAAUGCCACCAAAGGGGUCACCAAAGAUGCAUUCACCGCCUCCAUGGAUCUCACCAAAGGGGCACUGUCCAUCACGAAAGAUGCCUUCAGCAUCCUGAGCCGAGGUUCUGGCAUGACUAAACUCUUCACUCCUCAAAACAAGGAGCAAAGUUUACGGCCAGAGGAGUCCAGUCCCUCCAUCAUGGGGAAUUUACGGCUUCAGUCCAUGAAACAGUCGCCUUCCCAGAGUUCCUGUGACAGUGCCAUUUUAGAGGGUAGUCUGGCGGACGAUGGCUUAUCCAUUGACAGUGACAUCAGUGAAAACUUUGUCAUUCUAAUGGACUCUGAGUCUGGUGUAGAGUCUUUGCGUCCUAAUGGUACAGGUGUCCACUCGGGCAGCUGUGUUAGUCCUGCUCCAGGAACAGAAGGCGGGUCAUCGGCAGACCUCAGCAGCUCUCUGUCCCAGAGCACUGAAGACAUUGCCCAAGAUAUGGUGUCUGUGUUAGUUCUGUGUCUGAGUCGAAUGGGGUGCCUGACAGAGAUGCGCGGUGAAGAUAUUGUCGUGGCGCUGGAAGCACAGGAGCUUGUGCCUAAACAACAUGGCAACCAUAAAGUCACAGACCUGCUGGCUGGACUGACACUGACACAGGCUGCUUCUUCCUCUUCAAGUGCUCCACUAUCUCCGGGCCCCCACUCCCUCUCCAGUCCCCCGGCAGCGUCCCUCAGGUUGGAGAUGGGGCCGCGUGCGAGCAGACACUCUCCUCUGUCCGAGAGCGUGGGGUUCAUGGAGAUGUGCUUGACAGGGUGCAGAGCAGAGCUCCUGGCUUCUACCUUAAACACACUGGGACCCUUCCUAGAGGAUGAGCUCAGCGCAGACCCCCAGCCAAUGAGACUGUGGUUACGGGACACUGCUAUUACACUAAAGGAUGAUGGUCCUCGUGUCUACCCAACUGCUCCUCAACCAGUUCCUGUGCUCUUCUCUCUGGACGGCAUUAUGCUGGAGCGUUUGGAUGAUGGGAUCCUCUGCUUGAGAUCUGCACAGAGCCAAUCAGGGAUUGAGACAGAAGGGAACAGAGAGAGAGAUGACCAAUCCUCCGUUAGAGUUGAGGAGAAGAACAAGUCUCUGGAGUCCAAACUCAUGGACGUCCAGUCAGCUCUUGAGAAAGCUCUGUCUGACCGAGAGCGCCUGCUACAGGAAGUCAGGAAACACAACCCCUCCUUCACCUUAUGAUGUACAAAGGGAAAGAACCAGACUUCAGUCCAAAUGAGGCACAAGAUAACAUGUCUUGUAGAUAAACCAGAAGAACAAGACCUUUGCCUUUUCUGACUCAAAGUUCUCAUCCAUCCCUUUUUGUUCCUUUAAUCGCUUACAUCUGAGUGUAAGAUCAGACGCCAUCUCUUCAGUCUCUGUGAGCGUCCUCCACCGAGUCUUCCUGUAUAGUGACUUUUCUCUGUUUGUGACUGCACUACAUUCGCUCACCAAGUUUCCAGUUGGAGGAGGACUGAAGUCAACAGUGAAAUGGAUAACACAUGCAAUCUUUCACUGCCGCAGACCCUCUUUACAGCACAAUGGAUCAUCUCUUCACUUCUGGUCAGCAUGCUUCUUGCACAUUAGUAAUUUUUGAUUUCAUGACUGGACUAUGUAAAGCUUCUGGAUUUUAUAGACAUGUCCGAGUGUUGUUUGGUACCAAGGCUAUGUAUUGCUGGUAGACAUAAGCUCUGUUCCAAAACCUAGUGAGCAGCCUACAUAGACAGGGCUGAGUUGACAUUAUCGAUUUGAAUCAUUCUUCGUUUUGAUGAACAGAUAUUGGCUGCGUUCACUUUGACCCUGUUUACACCUGGUAUUAAGAUGCGUUUUGGUUGAUAAAUUGAUUCUCUAUACAAUGAUUCUGGAUCGAUUCUGUUAUUUUCCGGAUGUAUCGCGAUUCUCUCUCGAAUCGAUUCUGAGCUUAGUUUUAACAGCAUAUGGCGCUCUAGGCUAGUUUUUAAUUGCACACUCAAAUGCUCAUGAAGAAGAGUGCUGGAGAGUCAUGUAAUUGGUAUAAUAUACUUCCACCUUGGCUCAGAAUGCUUUUAUGACGUGAGAUUAAUGUAAACAGCCCACUGCGAACACCCUUGUAAUUCGAUUCAAUGAUUUCAAACUUUAUAAAUUAUUAUUUUAGGUUUUAUUGGUGUGUGUAAAGGAAUCGGAAGCGGCAUAGUACGGGUGUUUCUAAAGCACAUAGCACCAUCUGCUGUUAAAAACUAAGCUCAGAAUCGAUUUCAGAGAGAAUCACGAUACAUCGGAAAAUAUCAGAAUCGCUUUCAUAUCUGCUCUGGCAGCAGCAAGACCACGACGAACACUGAGUGUGUGUUAGAAAUCAGGAAUGGUGAGAGAACAUUGUGCUUGGUACAUUUUUCAUCUUCAAAACCUAUUUGGGUCGUCAGACGACUAAGUUUAAAUUCCAUCUGGCUAGCGCGCUUCCCAUUAUGGUUACUCAUUAAGUCAGUAGGCGGAGAGUAGGCAGUCUUUUGUGGCUGUUCAAACACAAUUGCCCAUAUGAGCAUUUACACUACGAAAGCAAUCCGGUCAAAUGCGUCUUCAACUACCUCUGGAAGAAGUCGAAUGUGGACAAGCUCAAAAUGUUUUAGACCCCAUUUAUACCUGUAUUUAGCAUCAUCCACUUAUGAUCCGAUCGACCAAAACGCAUCUUAGUGACUCUGUUUACACCUGGUAUUGUCAGUUUCUGGGAUUGACAACCGCAUUUACUUACAGGUGUCUCGAAAUGUCCCAUUCACAGAGCAACUUAUCCUAUAUAUAUAAUAUAGGAUUUAAUCAAAUCUGGAUUGGAAUCUAAUUGAUUCAUGGAAUCUGUCAAUACCCAAGACAUUGUAGACGGGUUUUUAAUACAAAAGGUACUCAGCAUAUUAUGCUGCUCUCAAAGAUACUUUGUUUUGGUCAGAGGCAGGCACUAUUUGCUGAUAAGCAAUCCCAGAAUGCAAUUAGCAGGAAUAAAUCAAGAUGGUGGAUGGAGUCAAGAGAAAUGCAGAUUAUACUGUAAAUAUGCAUAUUUCAUUGAAUCCAUUUCAUAUGAACUGUUUUAUCCAAUAUUCAUGUGCAAUUUGUGUUUUUUGUGCUUAUUAAUGUAUCAAGCUGUUAGCUUAACAUUUCAAAUCAGUCACUUAUGAGGUUCCAUGACUGUUAGAAUGCUGCCUUUGAAGGUAACUAGUAAAAGUCAAAAACAAAGCAGCUUACUAGGUUUAGGAACAGAGCUGUGGAUUUGACUUGUGUACUUUAUAGUAAGUUUCUUAUUGGCUGCUAUUCAGCUGCAUCAGUGCAGUGUGUAGAGUAGAGCUGAUGUGUGUAUUAUUCAUGAAAGGAGCUGAAACAAAAGCACUUUGACUUUAAUGCACAGUGUCACUGCUAUAUAUCACCCUUUAUCUGAGAUUUAAUGUACAACAGAUGGUACUUAUAUUAACCAACACGUCAUCAGAGUCUCUGAGUCAGUCACUGUAUUGAGAUUAUGUCCAUUUCUUCUAGCGUAAGAUCUCACGUCUCAUACUGUACAUCUGAAAUGUAGCAAAAGUCACAUUGGUGCCAAAGCUAGUGUUAAUACAAGUUGCUCCACAGGGACUUUUGUGAAGUCACUUUUAUUCAGUAUUAUGGUCAUAAAAUGCGUCCACAUCCUUAUAGAACUCAUACUUACAACUUGUAAACUCAUAAUUUUCUGAGAGCUUCGACUUGUACCACCUGAAUGCUGUAGAUUCAUAAUGCCUUUGAUAGUGUUGAUAAUUUCGACUCCGAGGACAUGAACAGUUCUGAGUAGAACGUCACAUGUCACGGUAAUUACAACAUGGUGUGAACGCAGCUGAACGCAGCAUUAAUUAAAAACAUUUGUUUUGUUUAGUUUUGUUCAUAGUCUGUUACACUUGAGACAUUCAAGUUACUUUGAGACAUUUCAUCUGUAGAGUUCAGAAAAAAAUAUUAAUGUUUAUGCAUUCUUACUUGAACUUUAUUUGUAUGAGGAGAUGGUUUCUUGUGACUGAAUGAGUACAAAGUACAGCAAUGAAACUGGCAUUUUCAUUUUUUAGUGUUGGCUUUAGUUUUAAACCCCUUUUAAAUUGUUUAACUAGGAGUUGUGAUGAAAGAAUGAUGUGAAAAGUGUUUGUUUGAUGCCCUGUACAAAAAUGUAUUUACUUUAUAACUACAGCUUUUUGACACUUUUAAGUUGUGCACUGUAAAGUUUAGGACUAUCACAAGGCUUAUUUUCAUGGUAAAUCAGUAUUAUGAGGCUGAUAAAUCUUGCCUCUGUGAUGAUUUGUAAGUAAAGAGUGGGUUUAUAGGAAACAGCUGGAUGAAUGUGGCUCCUCCAGGCCUGUAUGUCCUAUCAACAUCCAUCUGUCCUCAAACAUGUGGACUGAUCAGCAAGUGUCUGGUUGUUUCAAAUGUGACACAAUUUUGACUUGCAUUUCUGUUUCUAUAAGAUGUUUAUCAACCUACGAUGGUUCCAGUGUCUCUGUGCUUUAGCUUUCAGUGAAAUGUGUAGCAUUUAUAUACACUAAACAUUCUCUGUUAGUGUAUUAAGAUAUUUCUGUCUUCCAAAAACCUUUGGAAAACUAACGGUUACAAUUGUCUAAACUGUAAAGACAUUUCCUGUAGAUGGUAGUAAUGGAAAUAUUAUUCUUACGAACAAAAAACUUCAUUUAGUGCAUGGAAGAAAAAAAAAGUUUGUUUUAUGCAUGACUUUACUUGAAAUCUUUCACAAGUGCAACAUCAUCAAGGUCAAAAGACUGUUGAGUGAGGGUUUUAAUUUAUAUAUUUUAUUUAAGGGUCAUUAUUUUACUGUUGUAGAUGAGUAUUGCAUAUGUGAUCAGAGCAUAUGAGGAUAUGUUAAAUAUUGACCUGAUUUUACUAAUUGUAUUGAUUGUUUUUAGCUGUGUAGUUGGUACUAAAUUUCUAUUUCUAUGUGUGCAGUUAAAUCAAAUUAUUUGCCCAGUAAGACGAAUGUUUUGUUUUAUGUUCAAAGAUGUCAGACAGUGGUUGAUCUUUUCUCAAGAACAGAAUGAUUAAUCUCUUUGGUGAGCUGAGUGAAUGUCGACAUAGUUAAUGAUUUCUGAUAUAUUUGUAAGAAAAAAAAAUGCCCUUUUAUAUACAAACUAAUUUUACGUUUCUCCUCUAGAGUUUCGGAAAAGAUCUCAACAAUGUCUUAGACUGUGCUCAGAUUUGCCAAGAUACCAAAUUCUGUAAACCAAAUGUCAGAGAUUUCAAUAUGAAUUUAAACAUUUCUCAUCAAAUUCACAAAAUGAUUCGAGCUGCCAUCCAUAUAUUGUAACUAUUUCUCCAAAGGCAGUUUUAAAGAAGUUUUUUUUUUUUUUUUGGGCAGCAGAUACAGUGUUAGAUUAUAGGAUUGGGACAUUUUAAGUAGUUGAAUUGAGUUGUCUAACUGAUCGUCUUGUUUUGGUUAAUUGAAUGGCAUGUGUUCAUCCCAGUUCAUGUCGUGCUGACCUGCUGUGGAUAAAAUAUUUAGUUUGACCUCUGAUCUUUUCAUUACAGUAUGCUAAUGUCAUUUCACAUUUUAUAUCACCACCAUUAAAGUCAUAGAACAAAACAUUAAAACAAAACUGAUAUUUUGUUGGUUCUGUGAACCAUAACUGUGUGAAAAUGUCACCAAUGAUGAUCAAUAAAAUGUUUCUUGAAGUUGAA
Molecule: messenger RNA, 8715 nt
Organism: Ctenopharyngodon idella (grass carp)
Lineage: Eukaryota; Metazoa; Chordata; Actinopteri; Cypriniformes; Xenocyprididae
Gene: bltp3a
Product: bridge-like lipid transfer protein family member 3A
Exons: 21
Coding region: 142-4263 (1373 amino acids)
Source: RefSeq, a predicted model, not a curated record